Messenger RNA from Durusdinium trenchii, 2334 nucleotides. The record is from the annotation of a GenBank genome assembly. Lineage: Eukaryota; Dinophyceae; Suessiales; Symbiodiniaceae.
GAUGAGGGUGAUGAGAAGAUGAGGCAAGUCUCAGAUGCGAUUCGAGAAGGGGCUGCAGGCUUCCUCUCUACACAGUAUGCCAGCAUCGCCAAGUUGGCAGUUUUAGAGCCUCGGCUACAAGGUCGUGCGGUCGAAGCUAAGAUCUCCCGUGUCUUGAUCGGCAUCUUCCUGAUGUACAUCGUCCGGGAACCGCCGAAGAAUCUUUCUCACGUGCCUUCCUCGCGCUUGGCACUUUGCGUAGCAGUCUCCUUUGCCACUGGCUCGGUGCUCUCAGGCAUCGCUGGCUAUGUGGGCAUGUGGGUGGCGGUGCGCUCCAACAUCCGCGUGGCGAGUGCUGCCACCCGGUCCUUUGGCGAGGCCAUCGCCGUUGGCUUGCGCGCCGGCGCCUUCAGUGGCGUGCUGGUGGUUUCUAUGGUGCUCUUGGGCAUCAUCGGACUUCUUUUUGGUGUACGGAGGGGUCCGGUCGCCGAUCGGAUCUAUCCAGAGGGACGGUGGAAGGGGUUGCUGAAGGGGUCGCUGAAGGGGACGAUUGAAGAGGCCGCUUUGCACCAGCUGCCCUUCCUGCUGGUGGGCUACGGCUUUGGCGCCUCCUUCGUGGCGCUCUUUGCGCAGUUGGGCGGCGGCAUCUACACCAAGGACAUGGUGGGCAAGGUGGAAUCGGAUAUCCCGGAAGAUGAUCCGCGAAACCCGGCGGUCAUCGCCGACCUCGUGGGCGACAACGUGGGCGACUGCGCGGGGCGCGGCGCGGAUCUCUUCGAGUCCAUCGCCGGCGAGAUCCUCGCGGCGACCGGGCCCGGCUAUGUCUUAUUUCCCUUGGCCAUCCACGCGAUGGACAUCAUUGUCAGUGGCAUCGGGAUCAUGAUGACCGAGUCGCCCAAAGGAGCGGGUGGGCCCGCAGCUGGACAAGACUGGACCAGAAAAAGUGCCAAGAACAUUGAUCCCAUGGAAGUGCUCAAGAGUGGCUACAAAAUCUCCGUGGGUUUAGCUGCCGUGGGCAUUGUGAUUCUUUGCAGGCUUUUGCUCUACACAGAUGCUCAUCCAACUGCAUGGAUGUACUUCUCAGUGUGCGGCUUAGUGGGCCUUGGAACCGCCUUCCUCUUCAUCUUGGUGACCCAGCGCCUCGACGACAGUACUACACCGACUUCAACUACCCCCCCGGUGCGGCAGAUCGCGCAGGCCUCCCUCACGGGGCACGGCACCAACGUGAUCGCGGGGAUGUCCGUGGGCAUGCAGGUCCGAUCUGUGCCACGCCCGCAUCAGACGGGCAUGUCGGCCUUCGGCGCUCCCAGCGCCUCGGCCGGGCUCUUCGGCACGGCGGUGGCCACGAUGGGCAUGCUCUCCACCGUCGUCUUCGUGUUGGCGAUGGACGUGUUUGGCCCCAUCACCGACAAUGCGGGAGGCAUCGUGGAGAUGAGUGAGCAGCCCGAGACUUGGGCCUUCAGAGAGAGUGUGCGGGACAUCACCGACAGCCUGGAUGCUGUGGGGAACACCACCAAGGCCAUCACCAAGGGCUUCUCCGUGGGCUCUGCCAGCUUGGAGCUGGCGGGCCACAAGGUGGACGCCGUGGACAUCUCGGUGCCCGAGGUCUUCCUCGGCGGCAUCGCUGGCGCCACGCUGGUCUUCUACUUCAGCGGCUCGGCGCUUGGCGUCGCCCGCGACGCCCGCGUGCCACGUUUGCGACGCGCGCAGGAGGUGGUCAACAACGUGCGGACGCAGUUCCGCGAGCGGCCGGGCAUCAUGGACGGCUCGCAGAAGCCGGACUACGCCUCCUGCGUCACCAUCGUGACCCAAGCGGCCCUCCGUGAAAUGGUCGCGCCAGGCAUUGUGGCGACCACGGUGCCACUCUGCGUGGGCUUCUUCUUUCGGCUGACCAGCAGCAGCAACGACAAGCUUAUCGGAGCCAAGGCAGCCGCGGGCCUUCUGUCUGCUGCUGAUGGGGGUGGGAUGUUGCUCCGCUGGGAGCGUGCUUGGCUCAUCGAUCGCAUGCAGGGCCAAAGCACCAAACGAGAACCAGGUGGAAGGUUCGCAGAAUCGGGAGUCAGGAAGCAGGUUGAAGCUACCUGUAGGAGGUUGGGUCCUGCCACCCAGGAAAAGUGGAGCACCUUUAAAAAGAAUGCUUUUUGGGGGAUGGGGGACACCCCGGAGAGCUACUUCCCACUUGAGAUGGGUUCCCAAACCUUGCCAAAUUCUGCAACAUAUUUGCAGCAUUUCUACUCUUGGCCAUGUGUUCGGCAAGGCUCGAGCCAUUGCAAGGAGAGCAGCAAUUGUAGUUGCUUUGUCUUGCUGAAUCGGGUAGGUCAUGGUAGCUCCGUCACUUCACGAGGGCAAUGGUAG